Molecule: messenger RNA, 7678 nt
Organism: Mercenaria mercenaria
Lineage: Eukaryota; Metazoa; Mollusca; Bivalvia; Venerida; Veneridae
Product: chitin synthase chs-2-like
Exons: 24
Coding region: 253-6042 (1929 amino acids)
Cellular component (GO): cell septum; cell periphery
Molecular function (GO): chitin synthase activity
Source: RefSeq, a predicted model, not a curated record
UUUCCCUUUUUACAGGAUGUAAAUUACAAUAUUUGGGGUGUUCGUGUUAACAAGAAGUAAACAGGACAAGGACACACUUAUUUUCGGACCAGACACCGAAACUAAAACAUCGUGAGAAAGUCAAAUCCUGGAAUUAGAGAGGAACGCACGUAACACCUUCCGCCAUCUUGUCGAGUCAGGUCGAUAAGUAGACGGGUUCUCAACGAAAUCCGCAUCAAACUUCAAAAGAACACAUUAUCUUCUAUUUACACAAUGGUAAACCGUUCUGCAAGCGCUCAGGUUACCAUGAACGGUGUUCUCCCAAAAUAUAACCACAUUCCCGACACCUCAGAGAAGAAGGUGGAUCCAGGUGUGGUAGCCAAGUUAAAUGGAUGUGUAUCAAAGUCAGAUAAGCCAUCUGGGUUAACAGAAAUUGCAAAACCAUCGGCACAAAGGGAGAGGCGUGUGACGAUUAAUGACACCAAUACGAGAACUAACCAUCCUCCUGAGAGUUCGCCAAACAAAAUAAAGAACUGGAAAAAAUGGUUCGGUACCUUCAAUGUUGUUUAUAAGGUGAACGAGAUGCAAGUUGAAAAAUCAGACAUGGACAAACUACCGGAUACGAACCUUUCGCCACCUACAGUAAAACGUAUGAUACCACUUCCGGUUAUUAGUGUAGACGAGACGGACCCUAUAUUGAAAGAGAGAUACAGAGACAGUAUGGCCAUGGAAGAAGGUGUAACUAAUCCGGCCUUUGACACACUAGACAGACUGCAAGUGAACGGAAACACGUGGAGUGAAACUAGCAGUGAUAAUAACAAAGAUGACGCAAUCAAUUCCAGGAAAAGGAGUAGUUAUGACAUCACCGAUAGCUUACCAAGAUUGCCAAGAAAGCAGGAUCGUGGCGACAGAAGCAAUGUUCCAUCAGACUCGGACAAGACAGCCACCCUGAAGUCCUGGGAUGUAUUCAGAGUUGUUAAUAGAAGCAAGCAACGAGGAGUUGAUGACGAAUACUACAAUGUCUGCUUGAAAGCAAUUAAAGUGGUAGUGAGCAUAUUUCUGACUCUCUCAAUCCUUGUGUUCACAAUGCUCAGCAAAAGUACACUUUUCCUUAUCACAUCAAAUGUGUAUUCAAAUGUGACUUUAGAGUGCGAGUUUAUAUCUGAAACGGGUGUGACGUCAUGCAGGCGGGUACCUGCUGAUCGUGUAAAGACAGACGCUUUCCACCCCUCGCCGAGCGUUCAGGCGAGAUGGCUGUGGGCAUUAUUUUUAGUGGUAUGUUCUCCACAUCUUUUCACGUUUGGGAAAUGCUUCUGGAGGAUAUGUUUCAAGAAAACUCGCAAUCCUACGCCACGAGUCAUGCUUCUGGUUCUUGCCAUAGAAACACUGCACACGGCUGGAAUGAGCAUGUUUGCUUUCUAUGUUCUGCCUUCAAUGGACCCGUUACGUGGACUGGUUCUUACAUUUGGCGUUGGCGUGAUACCCGCAUUGCUUAAAAUGUUUGACACACAGAGGGAAGAAGGCCGCAAAUUCUACGUUGUCGCCGCCGACAUACUUGCGCUCGUAGUUCAGAUUUCAAUCCUUAUACUUUGGCCUAUAAAAAACUUAAUCGAUCAUUCAAACACAGAUCUUACUUGGACGAUACCCGCCUCCCUGCUGCUGAUAUCGGUCGGAUGGUGGGAAAAUUAUAUUAACCGUUUUACAAAAAUGGGAAAACUAGGAAUUCGUUUGAAAGAAUUCAAACACAAUGUUCGACGCAUGCGAACAAAGAUUUACAUCUUCGCUAGUAUGUGGAAGAUCAUAUUGACGCUCGGAUUGAUGACGGUGAUGAUGACGGCUGGAAAUAAAUCGUGUUUGAGUGUGCUGUACUUUGAUAUCGAUUUUGCUCAAGAUUGUCCACAUCUUGUGAAUCCCUCUGGGAAUAACAUUGACUCUGAUUCAUUCCACACAGACCCGUAUUGGAUCGCAUUGAUUCAAAUUUUGUCGUGCCUAAUGUGCUACCAAUUUUCAAAAAUAGCUUGCAAAGUGAUGCUUCAAGUUGUUAGUUUUUCGCUUCCGCUGAUGAUUGCUGCUCCAAUAAUAGCUGGUCUAUUUAUAGCCAAUUGCGAAGCUUGGAAUGUUGAUAAAAUAACGAAUCCUCUUUUGCCGCAAUAUUUGUAUUGGACAUGUGACAUUAACGGGAUCUCGCGAGGUUUCCUGGAGACGCUUUAUUCGGAUUACCUUCUUCCGGUUUCGCUAUUAUGGUGGCUUUCGUUUAUGUGGGUAACAUUCCACAUAUGGAUGCCUCGUGUAGAAAGGCUUGUUCAGACUGAGAGGUUAUUCGUUCAGCCUUUAUACUGUGGAGUUAUGCUGGAACAGUCCAUGAUGUUGAAUAGGCGACGAGACGAUCACGACAGGGGCGGAAGGCUUAGUUUAGAUAAAAAACGUAAAGCGGCUGAAUUUGCAAAACUAAAUGGCCCGUAUCCCUCCCAGCUACCGAUGACUCCACGUGACCCGGAGAGGCGGGAACCUGCUCCAAUGAUAUAUGUGUGCGCAACUAUGUGGCACGAGACGGAAAAGGAAAUGUUGCAGAUGCUUACUUCUAUUUUUAGAAUGGAUGACGAUCAGUGUGCAAGAAAGAAUGCUCAAAGAUUUUUCGACGUUGUGGACCCAGACUUCUACGAAUUUGAGGCGCACGUGUUUUUCGACGACGCCUAUGACCCUCACGACGAUGAGACGUACGAGUAUUAUGUGAAUAGUUUCGUCAGACAACUAGUGAGGACAAUUGACAAAGCGGCAAGCAAGGUACAUCGUGUCCCAAUGCGGAUUGCUCCACCAACACGGUACCCUACACCGUACGGAGGCCGGCUCGAAUGGACCUUGCUUGGUGGUAAUAAGCUAGUCGCCCAUCUUAAGGACAAAACCAAGAUUAGAAUAAAGAAGCGAUGGAGCCAGGUUAUGUACAUGUACUAUCUCCUCGGGCAUAGGCUUGUGGGUCAGAAUCUUGACGCCCGACGUAAGCAGGCACUGGCUGAUAAUACUUUUAUCCUCACACUUGACGGUGACGUUGACUUUAAACCGUCGGCGGUGCAAAUUCUUGUAGACAGAAUGAAGAGAAAUGACAAAGUGGGUGCAGCUUGCGGACGUAUACAUCCUAUUGGAAUGGGACCUAUGAUCUGGUACCAGAAAUUUGAAUACGCUAUCAGCCAUUGGUUACAAAAAGCAACGGAGCACAUGAUUGGCUGCGUACUCUGCAGUCCCGGAUGUUUCAGUUUAUUUCGAGGCUCGUCCCUCAUGGACGACAAUGUGAUGGGAAAGUACGCGUCAAUGUCCUCACAGGCAAAACAUUACGUGCAGUAUGAUCAAGGUGAAGAUAGAUGGCUGUGUACUCUGCUCUUGCAACAGGGGUACCGUGUUGAAUAUUGUGCGGCCGCCGAUGCGUUGACCUACGCCCCUGAAGGCUUCAAGGAGUUCUAUAAUCAAAGACGUCGUUGGUCACCGUCAACAAUGGCCAACAUAAUGGACCUACUUGGGGACUGGAGGAACGUUGUGAAACUGAAUGAAAAUAUUUCUUUAUUGUACAUCUCCUACCAGUUGUUGCUUUUCUGCUCUUCCUUACUGACGCCUGCCACCGUCUUUCUCCUUGUCACCGGGGCGCUUAACACAGCGUUCCCUGCUCUCGAUCUGAUGAAGUCUUUGUUGAUAAACGCUAUACCGAUUGCUCUGUUUCUACUGGCCUGCUUCUUCUGCGAUUCAAAAUGGCAGUUGCGAUUGGCAGAGAUACUGUCCGCCGCCUACGCUCUCUGCAUGAUGAUAGUCGUGGUUGGGCUUGGGCUCAACAUGAUCUUAGAGGGGAUGUGCUCCCCCACUGCAAUCUUCCUGUUUUUCUUAUUGGGCGUAUUCAUUGUCUCCGCUAUACUCCAUCCGCAGGAGUUUUACUGCCUCCUGCACGGCGCCCUCUACUUCCUGGCUGUUCCAAGCAUGUCAAUGUUGCUGAUGAUAUAUUCAAUUUGCAAUAUGCACGUGGUAUCCUGGGGAACCAGAGAAUCUGCGACAGCCGUCAACCCUAACGAGAAACCAGCGAAGAAACCUGAUAGCAAGCUUCAGUCCCUGCUUCAAAAGUUCUCCAGAGAUGAGGAGUUGGAUAGCGACUAUGGAUUUUCUUUUGGAAAUCUGUUUCGAUGUUUAUGCUGUCCCAAACCUAAACAAGACAGUAGUGAGAAGAAAUUUGAGAUGGUUCUGGAAAAACUUGAAACGAUCGAGCGGGCAGUCACAGGACAACAAGAUAAUUUAGAAGUUAACACUGGAAGUGAAAGAGAUGUGUCUGCGGACGAAGGAGUUAGUGUGACAUUCGAGACAGUUAAGGAGGAUAACAAAGAUGGUCUGAGGAGAAGAAAAGAGAGCUCGAAGAGUGACAGUGAGACUGUGGUGGUGCAGAAUGAGUAUGAAGUCACAAAUCCUUUGUACAAACCAACUUUGGUAUCACAUGAAGAUGAAAACACACCCAAGUGGCUUGACGACGAAGACCUCGGGAAAGGUCGCACACGUUACAUUGGGAAUGACGAGAAAGCCUUCUGGAAGGACCUAAUAAAGAAAUACCUACUACCGCUAGAGAAGAACGAAGCGCAACAAAAGAAAGUACAACAAGAUCUGAUAGAACUAAGAAACAAAAUGAGUCUGAUGUUUUUCAUGCUGAAUGGAUUGUUUAUUGUGAUAAUUUUCACACUUCAGUAUACAAAUGCUGUUAAAGAAGGACAUGGUCUAAGCAUACCGCUACCGUGCUAUUCAACAAAUGGUCGGCGACUUACUUUGGAACCGAUUUCUCUGCUCUUCAUGUUUGUCUAUGGAAUUGCCCUGGUCAUUCAGUUUGUAUCCAUGUUCUUCCAUCGACUAGGAACGGCACUACAUAUCAUAAGCUCAACAGAAAUCAACUGUAUGAAGCCAAACACUAGUGAAAUAAAUUCGAUGGAUAUCGCAAGUAAGAUAGCACUGGUGAAAGAAAUGCAGCAGAUGGAUGACGAGGAUGACAAGAUGUCAGUGACAACUACAGCUAGUAGUGAUAUAGAUGAAGACAGCAGUAUUACACAGGAUGACUCACCGAAAAUCAAACGACGUAAGACGGUGAUUAGAAUAACAAAGCGGAAGCGUCAGCAGCAGCAACAAGGGGAGGUAACAACUGGUGGUAACCUUGGAAGCAAAUUUAUGAAGAACUUUAUGGAUCUAGCAAAUGACCUAAGAAAGGAGAGAGUCAGCGAAAGCAGUAGUCAUUCUCAGGGGAGGCUAGGCAGACGACACGGAAGUAGCGGAAACAAACGAAAGAGCAAACGAGCUAUGAGAGCAAUGAAUUCAAUACAACAUGAUAAAGACCGAGUACUGAAGAAGGCCGAAGCCAUAGAAACAAAAUGGCAGAAAAUUUCCCGUAAUAAUCGAAACAGUGGAGACAACUCUAUGAAUAAAGUUGACUCCUGGCUCCAUCUGGUGAGGGAUGUAUUGACGCAGUCAAGGACCAGUCUAAAUACUAUUGGUGAGGAAGAAAAACGCAGUUCCCUACCUUGGAGGAAUAGACUGAGCAGAGCCAGUUCAUUGGAGACAAUCAGCCAAGAUGAAGCAAAAAUUCGCAGUCUACCGAAAAGAGCUAGCUUUGCAGGAGCAUCGCAACUAAAUAUAAUAGCUGAUAACGAAGAAGAAGAUGAAAUUGCUAUUAACCCAAAGAAAAAGAAUAAUCAUCACAGAAAUGUUCAUGUAGAUGUUUAUGAUAAUACAGUAGAGAGGCGUCCAAAAACAGACAUGAGUAAAAAUAAUCUGUCACGCAGAUCAGAACCUUUGUUGAAAAUUCCAAAGGCCCAGGACAAUACAAGACCUCAUUCGUCUGUGACUCCUAGAAUAAGCGAGGAGGACGCAAGAGCGAACUCAAUAGAGUCCGAGUCUGAUAUUUCUGACCAAUCAGAGACCGGGUCAACGUCUCGGACAGCUUCGGUUACCUUCAGUAACAAUCAUGAAUACAUUAGUUCAAAUUAUAGGGAAGCUGGGAGCAAAAGUGUGUCAGCACCGGAUGAUGUGUUUGAAGAAAGCGAGAGCAGUUGAUAAUGAAUGAAAUGAAUUGUUUGCUUGAAUGUGAUGAACAUCGUAUAAAAAUGAAAGACAAUGACAGUAUAAAUGAAUGAUAUUAUGAAUUAGGUGACUUUGUUGUGUUGAUAGCAAUUAAACGGGGUAAUAGUAUAAAAGCAUGAAGUAAGAAACUAGGUAAGUGCAAAAUGGUGCGGAUAGUAAAGCAUGUUUGGUUCCCGUUAUGUAGUAGUUGAUUGUCAGGAAUAUCGUGCGUUUGUUCCUCUCUUCUUUCAAUAAAGAAAGAAAGGCAUAUUACAUUGGUACGUUUCUGCGUGUAUUUGAGAAAAAAUAAAUGAACGUGUAACAAUGAUGCCAGUAAUGUAAAUAUUAGUGAAGUCAUAUGGAGCGAUAUAUUUAUUUCGAUGCUUGCUUAUUACGUUAUUAUGUUGUUGUUAUUGUUGUUUAUGUUGUUGUUUUUGUUGUUGUUAUUAAACAUGUAAAUAAUGCACAGGGUAGAUAAAUGUUUUGUUUACCACAAUGCAACUAAGAAACAUGCAAAUCUUUUGAUUUUUCUUGAAAAUAAUCAUAUUUCAGGCAGUAGGUAACAAUCUGCUAGCUGAAUGUGUUUUUUAGUUUCAAAUAAUUUAUAAUUUUUACUUCUUGCGAACGAACGGAUAAUUCUGACUUUGAGAAAAUCAUUCAUGUCCGUAAAUAGACAUCUUGUGUAUGCUACUUUUUUCAUAUUUGGUAUACACAUAGUUCUAAAAGAAAUACUCUGUGAUUCUAACUUGGUUCAUAGGUUAUGUCAUAUUUAACGAAGCGUUUUAUUGUUCUGUUUAACUUCAUAAAGUACUUUAAUUUCUAGUUGUUUAUUGAUAAUUUUAACACGACCCGAUUCAUUGUACUAGUAAACAAAGAAGGCUGAAAAUUGUAUGGCAAAAAGAAUUCGAUAGAAAACAGGCAAAAUUUUUAAUAUCUAUUGGAUGUCGUCAAUGAUGUAUUUAAAAUCAUUGGUAACGUGUUAGAAUCGAAAUAAUAUAUCUCAUUAAGAGAUUUGCUCUUGAAUAAAACAGUUGUUUUUCGGUCAGAUGCGUGUUAUUAUAUCACUCGGGCUGCGUCCUCGUGAUAUAAUUCCUUCGCAUCUGAACUCAAAUAAAAAUAUUUUAUUCCACGACAAAUCACAAAAUGAGUUAUAUUAUUUUCUUAAAUAAUAUUUUUAACAAUUUUGUAGAUAAAUAUCAUUUUAUAGAAUUCAUUACAAUUCCAGGCCUAUAUUACCAUUGUUAUCAUUUUCUUGAGUACCAAUGGUUAUCCGCACAAAUUUUAAAUAAGUAACUAAUUAUUCUGUAAAAAAUGCAGGUAGACAAAUUAGUCCAUAGUAAUAGUUAAUAUGAUCGGGAUGCUCUGAUAUUAUUGUAUAAUAAGUGUUCAUUUAUUGUUCUUCUUUCUUUAAUCUGUGAUGGAACGUGUUUGUAAUCUGUUAGCUGAACAUAUGUAUAAAAUGUAAAUAAAAAACAUUUUAAAAUAUAUUUAAUUAUAAUUUUAAAUUUUCAGAAAAUGUCUAAAGUUGAGUUUGACUAGUCUCUUUUGCGUUCUAGAAUGCACGAAAAUUUCGUGAAAAUGAUCGAAUCUAGAACUGAAUGAAAUGUCAAAUCGAAAUCAUUUUCUGAAU